GAGAUUUCUUUUAAGCUCGAUUUCUGUAAAGCUCAGAAGUCUUUAUAGUGAGAAGAUUUAUUUUAAGCUCGAUUUCUGUAAAGCUCAGAAGUCUUUAUAGUGAGAAGUACUUAGUGCACAUUAUCUCUCUAUCAAAUAAUGGCAAACAGAAAUCAAUUUGGUAAUCUUCAGUACCUGUUUUCAAAAGAAUUGUGCACUAGUGAUACAAAUAAGUUGUGCAGGGUAAUAAUUCCGAAAGCAAAAGCGGAAGCAUAUAUUUUGCCGAUGUAUACAAGCAAAGAGAGAGAAGACAUUAAGGAGGAUAAAGACCUUAAGCUACGAGGUUUUGACAUUGAUUCAAACCAGGAGGAAAGCUUUGCGCUUAAGUUCUUAAAAAGUAGCAAGUGCUACGAGCUGAAGAGUGGAUGGAGUCAAUUUGUACAGCGGAGGCAAUUGAAAAUGGGCGAUGUCUUUAAUUUUUAUGUAAGAAGUGACACCAAACAACUAUGUAUAAGCUGCGACCAACCCCUUAAACUCAAACUCGCCUCUCCAGAAAUGUUGUGUGGGGAAGAGUAUAAAAAGCCAAAAAUGGAGCGCUCAGAGAAGUUAAAUGGUGAAUGGAUAGAAGAAUUAAAGGAGGAGAACCUUAAAUUCAGAACCUCGUGGUUAAAAAUGUGGUAUGAUCAAGAGUAAAGAAAAGUAGGGGAUUGACCUCAAAUUGAGGCUAUCCUCAAAAACAUCCUUUUUCUUUUUUUUUUAACUCAAUAUCUUUUCCAUGUAUUAAUUUAGUAGAGGGAAACUCUCAUGAACUGUGUCAAUUCAGUUAUCAUUUAUUCAUUUUUGACAAUUUUGUAAAUCUGAGGGUUCAAAUUUUUCAAUG
This is a messenger RNA of Cryptomeria japonica (Japanese cedar), 859 nucleotides long. Its product is annotated as B3 domain-containing transcription factor NGA2. The record is from RefSeq and is a predicted model, not a curated record. The transcript has a single exon. The coding region runs from base 139 to 672 and encodes 177 amino acids. Gene Ontology annotation, molecular function: DNA binding. NCBI's taxonomy places the organism in Eukaryota, Viridiplantae, Streptophyta, Pinopsida, Cupressales, Cupressaceae.